Symbiodinium sp. CCMP2456 is the source of this 578-nucleotide messenger RNA. The record is from the annotation of a GenBank genome assembly. Lineage: Eukaryota; Dinophyceae; Suessiales; Symbiodiniaceae.
GAAUGCAAGAAACUUCCCCGGAAGGGUGGACGGCGCUGUCGUUCUCGCAGCGGGCUCGCUUCGAGGAGGACGGCUCUUCGGAGACGACCUCGGAGGACGAAGGUGGGCUGUGGGCUUACCUCCAAAGCGAGGAUCUCGCGGCCGCGGCGAGCGCUGCGGCGAGCGCCUCGAAGGCCAAGAGGCCCCGUGCCCGCGAGUGGGCCCACGAGGAUAGCUGGGAUGUUUCCGGGUUCCAAGCGGAGGUUCCUGAUCCCGCCCUGCGAUUUCCUUUCGAGCUGGAUCCGUUUCAGAAGCGUGCCGUCCGCAGGGUGGAGAGGAGCGAGCAUGUCAUGGUGGCAGCGCACACUUCUGCUGGCAAAACGGUCGUGGCAGAGUAUGCGGUGGCGCAUGCGCUGCGCUUGGGCAUGCGGACCAUCUAUACAUCUCCGAUCAAGGCACUGUCCAACCAAAAGUUUCAGGAGCACGGGCCCCAAGGCACCAGGCUCCGGCAGUUCUCUGCCUUGGAGUUGCCGCCGGACAGGUUCACGCGGCGCUUCGAGGGCCUGGGCUCCGUGGGCAUCGCCCGGUGCCCGGCGUAG